Diabrotica virgifera virgifera (western corn rootworm) is the source of this 738-nucleotide messenger RNA. RefSeq names its product Krueppel-like factor 13. Gene Ontology annotation, biological process: regulation of transcription by RNA polymerase II. Bases 145 to 738 code for a protein of 197 amino acids. The transcript has a single exon. The record is from RefSeq and is a predicted model, not a curated record. Gene Ontology annotation, molecular function: DNA-binding transcription factor activity, RNA polymerase II-specific; RNA polymerase II cis-regulatory region sequence-specific DNA binding. Lineage: Eukaryota; Metazoa; Arthropoda; Insecta; Coleoptera; Chrysomelidae.
UAGCACGCGCCGAAGUGUUGCUCAAAACACGCCUCCUCCACAACCAAAAAUAACAACAAUGGUCCGCGUGUUCGCGAAUAAAGUGAAUUAGUGAAGUGAUUUUCAACCUUUCUUUCUGGAUUUCAGUGAUAAACGAGGAUCAAAAUGGAUGACAUUAAUUUCGCUGCUCAGUGUUUGCUUGAAAUGUCCCACAGCAAGGAUUACCUUAACAUAAACAGACCCCUUGAUCUUUCCACCCACGUCAUACGCGAAGUCGUGUUCGUUAACGCUCCUGGACCAGCAGUGAUAGUUGAAAAAAUACCCCCUAUACCCUCCAACUAUGUCAAAGAAGAAACUACCACCACCAACACAGAAUCUUCUUCGUACAUGGUUGCUCGCAUACUCACAGACCUCACCAGGAUCAAGCAAGAGCCGGUGCCAGAGGUUCCCAGUGAUUCGGAGGGUUCCUUGACGAUAGAUGAAGACAGCGAUAAAGAGAAGAAGAGCCCCGCCUCCGAGACACCUAAAGAGAAGGCGGCAACGCCCCCUCCGGUGCAAAAGGCCGAAGGGGUACCGCCCACUAAAAAGGCUAACGUCACUAGGGCUCAAACGGGUACUCGGUUGGGAUCACAGGUCAGGAAGACUCACAAAUGUUCGUAUGAUGGUUGUCAAAAGGUUUAUGGAAAAAGUUCGCAUCUUAAAGCUCAUCUUCGUACACAUACAGGUAAGAUCACAAUACCUAUUGUGUAUGUAGUAUAA